This is a messenger RNA of Closterium sp. Naga37s-1, 3285 nucleotides long. Lineage: Eukaryota; Viridiplantae; Streptophyta; Zygnematophyceae; Desmidiales; Closteriaceae. The record is from the annotation of a GenBank genome assembly.
AUGGUCCGAAGUGGGGGCUCGUAUGGCGAUAUCGAGUCGGGAGCUGGCGGGGCCAUGAGGUCUACAGCGUAUGCGUCGGAGCAGAGCAAUGAAGAAGCAUUGAGUCAAUUGGAGGAGAGGGCUAGACUAAUCAAAGAGUUAACUAAAGACAUCCAUGGCGAGGUUCAAUCACAAAAUCGUUUCCUGGAUGGCAUGGGACUGGAGAUGGACUCUGCUCGAAGAAUGCUUGCUGGAACAGUUGAUCGCUUCACGAAAGUGUUCAGCUCCAAGCAGAAUCGGGGCUUGGCAGCCGUGGUGACGUCACCGUACGGGCAUCAGCUGCACUGGCAGGACAGUGUGGAGGAGGGGCAUUUCGGAUUCACAACCAAGGAGACGGGGCAGUACAUGGCGUGCUUCUGGCUACCCGUGGACCACCCGCAAGAGAUUCACAGUGUCAUGGUUGAACUUGAAUGGAAGAUUGGCGUAGCAGCCAAGGACUGGGGCAAAAUCGCCAAGAAGGACAAACUUGAUGGUAUCGCCCUGGAGCUCCGCAAACUGGAUGAGGCUGUGAGGUCCAUUCGAGGGGAGAUGGCUUACUUCCGCAAGCGAGAAUCGGACAUGCGUGAUUUGAACGAGGUGACUAACUCAAGGGUGGCUUGGCUGAGCAUCGUUUCGCUGCUGGUGUGUGUGAGCCUGGCUGCCCUGCAGCUCUGGCACCUCAAGGCCUUCUUUGAACGCAAGAAGCUGUUGACGCAGCUCGGCAUUAUGGCGGAGGCGAAGCGGGUGCGCUUGGGGUUCGUGGGCGCGGGGCAGAUGGCGGAGGCGCUGGCGCGGGGGAUGAGCGCCGCGGGGGUUGUAGCAGCGAGCGACAUGAGCGCCAUGGACCUCAGCCAGGAGCGGCUGGCAGUGUUUGCAGAGAUGGGGGUGGCUGCUAAGACGACGUGCAAAGAGCUCGCAGCAGCCAGCGAUGUGAUCUUUAUAGCAGUGAAGCCACACACACUCGCAGCAGCCAGUGACGUCAUCUUUAUCGCAGUGAAGCCCCCCACAGUGAAGGCCGUGCUGUCAGAACUGAGGGACAGCGCCGCACAUGAUCCAACCCCACAUCUUAUCCCUUCUCCUCCCUUUCCAUCACAGCUCGCAGCAGCCAGUGACGUCAUCUUUAUUGCAGUGAAGCCCCACACAGUGAAGGCAGUGCUGUCAGAACUGAGGGACGCUGCUGCCAUCACAAGCACCCACCUGGUUGUCUCCAUUGCUGCGGGAGUCACGAUCGCGAACCUGCAGCAGUGGGCGGGUGAUGAGGCGAAGAUUGUGCGAGUCAUGCCGAACACCCCGUGCCUGGUGGGGGCGACAGCAGCAGCCAUGAGUCUGGGAGGCAAGGCGACAGCAGAGGAUGCAGCAUUGGUGAGGCGCAUGUUUGAAGCGGUGGGGAAGAUCCAGCAGGUGGAGGAGAAACUGCUUGACGCCGUCACUGGGCUCAGUGGCAGCGGCCCGGCAUAUGUGUUCAUGGCAAUAGAGGCACUGGCGGAUGGAGGCGUGGCUGCUGGCCUGCCCAGAGACGUUGCUCUCUCCCUCGCCGCUCAAACCGUGUUCGGAUCUGCAAAGAUGGUGUUGGAAACGGGCAAGCACCCCGGCCAACUCAAAGACUCGGUGGCCUCUCCUGGAGGUACAACAAUUGCAGGCAUUCAUGCGCUAGAGAAGGGAGGAUUCCGAGCUACGUUGAUGAACGCAGUGGUUGCAGCCACGGAAAGAAGCAAGGAGUUGUCAAAUUAUUUUCUCGUGGUUUUAGGAAUGGUGGCAGUAGCGGAGGAACAGGAGGUGCAGGAGGCGGGGGAGCAACCGGUGGAGGUUGCGCUUAAAGUGGAGGAAGCGGAAGCGGGGGGGCGAUCAGGGGGAAGCGCGGCUCCGGCGGAAGACGCGGAAGCGGGGAGAGAAUCCGAGGGAAACGCGGAUCGGGCGGAUGAUGAGGGGGCUUUGUUAGGCGGUGAGGUGAAAGGAGGGGCGGAGAACGGGGAGGAUGAUGGGGACGAGGGGGAGGAGGAGAGGAGUGGGGAGGAGGAAGAAGUUGAGGAAGGUUUAGAUGGGGAAGAGGCGGAAGCAGUGGCGGAAGGAGAGGCGGAAGGAGAGGCGAAAGGAGAGGUGGAAGGAGAGGUGGAAGGAGAGGCGGAAGAAGAGGCGGAAGGAGAGGAGAAAGGAGAGGUGGAAGGAGAGGCGGAAGGAGAGGCGGAAGGAGAGGCGGAAGAAGAGGCGGAAGGAGAGGCGGAAGAAGAGGAGGGCGAGGGGGGGGAGGAAGGGGAGGAAGAGUAUAUGGUGUUGAGCGAGCAAGCCGUGAGGCAAAAGAAACUAGACGACUAUGCCCGCUCCUUCGCCCCCAUAGUUUGGGAACCCAAAAUCACCCUUCCCUCCUCUUCCUCCUCCACCUUCUCCUCCUCCUCCUCUCCGUUCUCCCUCUCCUCCCUCUCCUCCUCCCUCUUUUCCCCCUCCCUUUUCUCACACUCUCGCCACAAAAAUAAGCCUGUCAAAGCUAAGCCGCUCCCUCUAAAACUCGGCGCCGGUGCUGACGUGGCAAGGGGCAAGCCUGACGUGGCGAGGGGGAAGAGCACCGGCAUCCGGGGAGUCACUGUUGCAACUACUGGGUCGGCACGGAUCGUCUUGCGGGAAGCUUCCGAACUGGGCGGCAUAAGAAGCACGACCGGGAUCCGAUUGUCUGUUAUCAAGCAGAAAGAGGGGGAGGGAGGGCAGGGGGGAGGAGGUAAAGGAGGAGAGGUAGGAGAGGGGAAAGGGAGCGUGGGAGGAGGAGGAGGAGGAAGGGGAGGUGGGGAUGGAGAAGGGGGAGGGAAGGGGAGGGAGAAGUGGGUGGAGGGGCAGUUGCAGGUGCCUCCAAAGGACCCUCACAAGCUGGCUCAGAUUGCACGCAAGAACAAACCCAACACCGCCGGACCCAAGUGGUACGACCUUCCUGCGCCGGAUAUAACUCCUGAGAUCAAGACAGAGCUUCAGUUGCUGCGGAUGAGGAACGUUCUAGAUCCCAAGAGACAUUAUCGAUCGGCAGAUUCUAAGAAGCUUCCUACGCACUUUCAGAUCGGAACAGUGGUGGAGGGAGCAGCAGACUUUUACAGCAGCAGGCUGACAAGGAGGGAGCGGAAGCAGAGCUUUGCAGCAGAACUGUUGCACGAUGAGGAUUUGAAGAAGUACAGGAAGCGCAAGUUCCUGGAAAUUGCGGAGGAGAAUCAACGAAAGGGCAGGAGGCAUCUGGUGAAGAGGCAGGACAGGAAGAACCCCACGUGGGCCAGGGCAGCACCCAAAUGA